Cordyceps fumosorosea ARSEF 2679 is the source of this 2136-nucleotide messenger RNA. Its product is annotated as Alpha/beta hydrolase fold-3. The transcript has a single exon. Gene Ontology annotation, biological process: triglyceride catabolic process. Gene Ontology annotation, molecular function: triacylglycerol lipase activity; sterol ester esterase activity. The record is from RefSeq and is a predicted model, not a curated record. Lineage: Eukaryota; Fungi; Ascomycota; Sordariomycetes; Hypocreales; Cordycipitaceae. Gene Ontology annotation, cellular component: cytosol. Bases 1 to 2136 code for a protein of 711 amino acids.
AUGAUCGACCACGUCCUGGGCCGGCCGUCGACCAAGUCCCGACGCCUCCAGGUCCUCGCCGUGCUCUCCCUCUGGGGCCUCUACCUCCACCACGGCAGUCACCACGGCCCUCCCGGCGUCCGGCGCCUCUCCCGGCUCCUCAGCGCGCGCCUGACCGCCUGGCAAGUCUUCGUCCUCACCGUCACCUCCCUCUACGCCGCGCGCAACUUCUCCGCGCUCGUCGGCCUCGCCAGCCCGGAGCCCAUGGCCAACAUGUACGACGCCACCUACUUCCGCGCCACCUGGGUGCUCACAGCCAUGGACGCGGGCUUCUGGACCGCCAUGCGCAUCCGCAACCGCUGGGCGCGCGACCUCGCCAGCGUCGUCUUCUCCGUCUUCUACCUCUUCGCCGCGGAGCGCGCUGACGAGAAGGUCAGAAAGGUCCGCGGGACCAUCACCGUGGAGCACAUGCGCGUCGCGUGGAACAAGGGCACCACGCCGUACCUGCGCGUGCUGCAGAGCCUGAUGCGGCCGCGCUUCACCAAGUGGCCGCCGCGGCAGGUGCGCAUCCCGCGGCCGCAGGGCAGCGACUACCGCGAGCCCGUCUCGGCGUGGUUGUACUUUGACGGCCCGCUGGCAGACCUGGCGAGGCACGACCGGGUGGUCCUGGACGUGCCCGGCGGCGGCUUCGUGGCCAUGGACCCGCGCUGCAACGACGACAAGCUGUUUGCCUGGGCGGCCAAGUCGGGCCUGCCCGUGCUCAGCCUCGACUACAAGAAGGCGCCCGAGUUUCCGUACCCGUACGCGCUCAAUGAGGUGUUUGACGUCUAUGCCACGCUGGUCCGCACGCGCGGCCGGUGCAUCGGCAUGGGCGGGGACGUGGUGCCUCGCAUCGUGGUGACGGGCGACAGCGCCGGCGGCAAUCUGGUCGUGGCGGCAACGCUCAUGAUCCUCGAGACGUCAUCCGCCGGCGCCACCGGUGCCCCGUUGCCGCCCCCGGACGGCGUCGUCUGCUUCUACCCAGCGCUCGACAUGAACAUUGGCAACUGGAUGACGGACGAGCAGAUGUCGCUGAUCCGCGACCGCAAGUUCCGCAAGACGAACCGCGCCAUCGUGCGCCGCAAGAGCCGGCAGUACACCGACGUGGUCGGCACGCCGUACCACUCCGAGGACGAGGACGAGGCGUCCCCGCGGGACACCUCCGAGUAUGCCAGCACCAGCAACACCCCUCCACCGCUGCCGACAGAUGGGCUCGAGGCAUCGCGGCCCGAGUUCUCACACAGCGGCCCGCAGACGCUCAGCGCAGCCGCGGCAGCGCCGCCGGCCAAGACGACCGCCUCCUCGCACCGCCCGGAGCCGAUGAAGACGCGGCUCGCCACGUCGUCGAUGAUCUCGUACGUCAACGACCGCGUGCUCACGCCCGAGAUGAUGCGCGCCAUGAUCAUCCUGUACAUCGGCGAGCACAACCGUCCCGACUUUGCGCGCGACUACCUGCUCAGCCCCGUGCUCGCGCCCGAGGCGCUGCUCGCGCGCUUCCCCAAGACGUACUUGAUGACCGGCGAGCGCGACCCGCUGGUGGACGACACGGUCAUCUUUGCCGGUCGUCUGCGGCGGGCCAAAGAAGCGGCUGCGGUUGCGCGUUCCGGGGAGGAGGAGGAGGAGGGGGAUGCGGGCCCGGAGGUGGUGCUGAUACCGGGCGCGUCGCACGGGUUCAUGCAGUUCCCGGGCAUAUACCCGCCGUCGUGGCGGCACUUUGCGCGCAGCGCGGAGUGGUUCGAGCACCUGUUUGGGGAGGCGGAGGCGGCGAGGCGGAAGAGGCAGCGGGCAAGGACGAGGCGAGCGGAGGCGGAGGAGGCGGAUGCACGGAGGAGGAUGGCGGCGGAGUCGAGCGGGGAUGAGGAGAGGCCGUUGGAGAUUGGCAUGACGAGGCUGACGAGGGGACGGAGCGGGACGGUGGCGACGCCGGAGGGCAAGAAGGAGGUGAACGGGGGGCAGGGGGACGGGCAAGGGGAUGAAGAGGAGGAGGAGGACCAGAGGCCGAGGCGGAGGAUGAAGCAGAACAAGAGCUUGCUGAAGCUCAAGAGCACGGAUGACUUGCUGGGGCGGCGGAUGGCGGGAGUGGCGAGCGGGUUGACAGGGACAGGCGAGGAGGAUUGA